Hyaloperonospora brassicae is the source of this 1158-nucleotide messenger RNA. The record is from the annotation of a GenBank genome assembly. NCBI's taxonomy places the organism in Eukaryota, Oomycota, Peronosporomycetes, Peronosporales, Peronosporaceae.
AUGUCUUCGAUCCUGCUCCGCCGGACGUCGUCCAUCCUGCGCGGCGGCCUCCCGCGCAGCGCGUCGUCGACCGCUGCGUCCGUCGCGCCGACCUUCGGCGUCGUGUUUGACGUCGAUGGUGUGCUCGUGCGUGGCAAGACACCGGUCCCCGGCGCGCGCGACGUGCUGCUGGAGCUCGAGGCGACGGCGACGCCGUUCGCCAUUAUGACCAAUGGCGGCGGGUCGCGCGAACAGAAAAAGGCCCAGUCGCUGACCCAGCGGUUGGGGCUACGCCCAAAUGUAGCCAUCUCGACCACGCGCCUGUGCAUGAGCCACACGCCUAUGCAGCACCUCGUGGCACAACACGGCGACGAACUGGUGCUGGCCGUGGGCAAAGACUGCCGCGAGAUGCGCCACGUCAUGCAGGACUACGGCUUCCAGCACGUGGUCACAGUCGACCAGCUGCAUCGCCACUUUCCAGCAAUGUACCCAGACGUGGCGGUCGCGGAGCCGCUGGCGGCCAACGGGCGCUUUGAUGCGCAGCCGUUUGCUGCUGUGUUUGUGCUCAUUGACCCCAUCUAUUGGGGGCGUGAGCUGCAGAUUGUUAUGGACGUCUUGUGCUCGCCCAAUGGACUGUUGCGGCAUCAGCCGAUAGUGGAUCCAACAGCUACUGAUGCUGCUACUGCUGGUGCCGAUGCUCAAGGGCGCGAGGCUGGUGGUGCUGGUGGCGUUCGUGGGGAGCGCCAACACGUGCCACUCUACUCGGCGUGCUCUGACUUUCAGUACGUGGGCGACUUUCACCUGCCUCGAUACGGAGCGGGGGCUUUCCAUGCUGUCUUGGAAGACCUCUUUACCCGCACCACAGGCCACAAGCUCGAGCAGACGCUGUUUGGCAAGCCGCAGCGCGCGUCGUUUGAGUUUGUCGAGACGCUGAUUGAUGCACAGCAUGGCAAUGUCGAGCGGAUUUACAUGGUUGGCGACAAUCCAAAGACUGACAUUCGCGGCGCGAAUGAAGCUGGAGGAAGGUGGAAGUCGGUGCUAACGCUCACGGGCAUGCACACUGGACCGGAGAAUGACGUUGAAUACCCAGCGUACAAAGUCGUGGAUGAUGUCGUGCAAGCACUGGCUUUUGCCAAACGGGACUUUGCAAAAUACCUGCGUGAAAAGGCGAGCAAGUAA